CGUACUUGCUGCUUUCCGCCAACGAGACCGACGACCGCCUUGCCAAUUCCCUGAAGACGAGAGAAAUGUACGCACAGUCUGUAUCUCCUGCUCCUCACUUGCUUUCCCGUGGCUCAACACCGUCGAUGGCGCCCGCCACGUCGCCUUCUCCGGGGCUCUCCACUACACCCACUCCCUCCACAUCCGGUUCAACCGCCAAGUCGUCCUCUCAUCCGAAACCCAAACCAGUCAACGUAUUCACUAACGAUGGUUCCUUUUUGGAGCGCUUCCAGCGUGUGAAGAAAGUACGUCAUUGAGCAAAGGCUUUCCUUAUGUUUCUGUUCGUGAUACGUGUGUUACAGUUUGGCUGACUGCCGAGCUCGUAUAUAUUACAGGAGGAAGAUGAGAAGAAGAAACGAGAAGCUGAACUUGAAGCGAAACGUAACUUCGAGAGCCGCUUUAAAAAUAGGGGUAAACGGCGAGCGCCUCCUUCCGAUUCUCCUGCUGAACCCUCAGAUGAUGCUCCAGCGAAGAAGACUAGAUUGGAAUCUGACAAAGCGCUUACUGCAUACGAGAAGGAACUUAAGAAUUAUUCUGGAAGUUUGAAGGAUAGCGGAAUGGGUAUCCGGCCUCUGGUGAAGUAGUUCCCACUCACCUUCUCAUAUCCAAAGCGCCUCUUCAGACGACGAAGGGGCGUAUACACACUCAAUGACUCUUUUUGCUACCCAGUGAAUGUCGCUUUGUCCUGUAAUGAUUGUGAUUGGUGUCAUUUGUGAAGUACA
This is a messenger RNA of Fomitiporia mediterranea MF3/22, 761 nucleotides long. RefSeq lists its product as uncharacterized. Lineage: Eukaryota; Fungi; Basidiomycota; Agaricomycetes; Hymenochaetales; Hymenochaetaceae. The record is from RefSeq and is a predicted model, not a curated record. The transcript has 4 exons. Bases 66 to 296 code for a protein of 76 amino acids.